This is a messenger RNA of Prorocentrum cordatum, 1797 nucleotides long. The record is from the annotation of a GenBank genome assembly. Lineage: Eukaryota; Dinophyceae; Prorocentrales; Prorocentraceae.
CCCCACUGGUGCUGCGGGCAAUGCGGGCGCGCGGAGAACUGGGCGUGCCGCAUCCAGUGCCUCUGCGGCCGCGACGCGCCUGCUGCCAUCCUCUCGCGUGCUCGCCAGAAGCACAAGGACGCCGAUGCUGGCGGAGGCGGCGGCAAGAAGGCGGGCUUCAAGCAAGGAGGCCCGGCGACGCAGGGCAUCCCCAAGCAGCUUGCGGAGUGGAUGCAGGCCAUCGAGAAGCGUUUGGCGCCGCCCGACAAGGAGUGGCCCAAGCCUGGCGGCACAGCGCCGUGGCGCGAGGCCGCAGACGGCGCUGACCCUGAUAAGAAGUCGCAGAGUGCCAAGCUCGGCGAGCGGAUCACGGAGCUCGAGGGGUGCCUUCCGAAGCUUCCACCCGCCGACGAGCGCAACAAGGAUCUUCGGGGUCCGAUCGAGAAGCAGUUGGAGACGCUGCGUACGGAGAAGCGUGCGCUACUGUCUCCCCAGGAGUUGGCCAAGGGCAUCGCGACGCGCAAGGAGACCAUCGCAGCGAAGAAGUUGGAGGUGGCGGCGCUGGGUGCGGCGUUCAGCGAGUCGGCCAAGAACGUCACCACCGUUGCGGCCGACAUCGACCUGGUUGAGGACGACGUGGCCGACCAGCCCGACCUCGUCGCGCUCCUCAAGCCUGAGGCAUGGGUCAAGCUCAAGUCGGCGGUCGCCAGCAAGGUGCAGAAGCGGGCCCUCUAUCAUGCUCGGAGCGAAGGCAGCAUCGAUGACUUCAUGUCCGCCUUCGACACUAUGUGGUCCGAGCUGGCGGCCAAGCCGACGGUCGGUGCUGAGUUCAGCAUCGAGACCUACAACGCCAGCGGCGGCAAGGCGUCCGUCAAGAAGCGCCUCGCCAACACGAUGGCGAGCGUGGUGCUGCUGCAGGAGUUCGUGCACAUCAGCGAGCACGUCGAGGUCGUCCCGAACCGAGUUCAGAAUGUUCUCAUAGAUACACCCGAGCUGCCUGUCGGCCUGCAUGCUUUCAACGUGUACCUGCACACUGGUGAGGGCGCCGCUGGCCGCAACGGCAGGCUUUUGCAAGAGUUGGGCCUCGCUGCUGAGGCACUGGGCGGCCCAGUCGUCAUUGGCGGUGAUUGGAACAUGUGCCCGGGCGAGUUGGAGGCGAGCCAGUUCCCCGCUCACGUUGGUGAUGCUGAGCACGUCAAGCGGCUGGUCUACACGGUGGCGCCAAAGAUGGGCACCCAGAUCAUCAUCGGGCCGCAAGUGCAGCCGCCCACCUACGCCAGCGCUCGGUGCGUUGCCGAAGCUGCUGUCCAGUCGCGUGGCGAUCCUGAGUCUCCCCCUGGAGUUGGAUGGGGCCUUUUCUCGGCGGCGCGGGGCCACUUCGCUGUCGCAGCCGCAGGGGCUAUCGCGAACGCUGUGGGUCAUCCGGAUCGCAGAGUUCUUUUUGGUUUCGCUCGGUACUUGCAACCUCGGUGGGCCGACGUCACCAAUGCGGCCAAAGACGCGUCCGACCUGCAGGCUGAGGCCGAGGGUUGGCAAUGGUUGAAGUCUUCCCUCCUCAGCAUCAUGCAGUGCAAGACGGUGGCCAACCCGGCCGUGCCGGACCUGUCGUUGGCUGCUGAGGAGAUCUUCAACUUCGCGACGGCCAACUACCAUGGGCAGGGCCUUGCCGCGCGCCUCGAUCGAUCUGUUCAGCAGGCGCGCGGCGUGGUGCAGGCUGGCUUUGAGGAGGAGGCAUGCCGCGAGCUCCUAGGAGACAUUGAGCCCGACGUCAAGCUCGCGGUCAACGGAGCUACCCAGGAGGACCGCCAGAAGUGGAAG